AUGGCACGCAUUCAAGGUAACAAAAUUAUAAGAGAUCAUAGCAAUUCGAAUCGUCCAGUGGUGAGCUGCACUACAUUUGGCUGGAUUGUUUAUGGAGCAUUACCAUCAAGUCAACGCAUCGCCGACAAUUUGGAAAGAUUGUGGAGGGUUGAUGCUGUGAAAGAAAAAUCGCUUCUCACGUCCGAGGAAGCGCGUUGUGAACAAAUUUUCAGCGAAACUAUAAAGCGAGCUGAAGACGGUCGGUAUUCAGUUGCGAUGCCAAUUAUGGACAAUCCACCUAAAUUGGGCAAUUCUUUGCGUGCAGCCAUAGCACGUCAAUUACAAAAUGAGAGACGAUUUCGCAAAGAUCCAAGGUUAAAAGAGAAUUACAUCAAAGAUAUUCGACAAUUCAUUGAUUUGGACCAUAUGGAGUUGGUUCCGCUGAAUGAGAUAGAUAAAGAGGAUGUCUAUUACAUACCGCAUCAUGCUGCAAAUUCAAGUAAAUUUCGAGUUGUUUUUGACGGUUCUGUUAAGACUACAACGGGUCUAUCUCUCAAUGAUAUUUUAUUAAAUGGACCUCGUUGUCAAGAUGAUUUGAAUAUAAUUAUUAUGCGAUUUCGUAAAUAUGGUGUUGCAUUAACUACGGACAUUACUAAGAUGUAUCGUCAAGUUUUAGUGCCAGAAAAUCAACGUGAUUAUUUGCGAAUUGUUUGGCGCGAAAAUGAGAAUGAACCACUGCGGCAUUAUCGUAUGAAAAGACAAACAUAUGGUUUAAAAUCAAGUGCAUAUUGUUGUGUCGCCACUUUGAGGUAUUGUGCUUUGGAGCAUCGGCAUAAGUAUCCGUUAGCGUCAAAAGCAGUGUUGAAUUCGUUCUACGUCGAUGAUGGUACUUUGUGCGCAGAUACUGAUUUGGAUGCGGAGAAAUUGUACCAAGAAUUGAAUGAGAUGUUAAUGAGUUGUGGUUUUCCUUUGGCAAAAUGGGCCACAAAUAGUGCACACAUGAGGUCGGUACUUGGUGUUACCGCCGGCGCAGUAAGUUCAGUAAAUUUUGAUCUUUGUGAUGAAAGUUCAAUUCUUGGUUUGAAAUGGUCAAUUGCGGAUGAUGCAUUCCGUUAUAAUUACACUAAUUUAUCGGAUCUGCCACCUACAAAACGAAAUAUAGUGUCAGCGAUUGCGAAGUUAUAUGAUCCUAUUGGGUGGUUGGCACCAAUUGUAAUUUUGGGUGAAAUUCUGAUACAGGAUGUGUGGAAGAGCAAAGUUGAAUGGGACACCAUAGUACCAUUAGAACUUAAGAAUCGUUGGAAUGAUUUAAAAAGAACGAUGAUUGAUGUUAAUAAAAUUACUGUGCCACGGUGGAUUGGACUUUCACCAGAGAAAUCCAUUGAAAUUCAUGGUUUUUCAGACGCGUCGAACAGUGCAUAUGGAAUGACUUUCUACGCCAGAGUAGAAAGUGGAAUUACGAUUGAAUGUAAUCUGAUAACAUCGAAAACUCGCGUUGCACCGCUAAAGGGAAUGACUAUACCACGUAUGGAGUUGUGUGGAGCAUUGAUGAUGGCACACAUGUGUCAACAAAUCUGUAGCAUUCAUGAUGUGCCAAUGAGUAAAUUGACUCUUUGGACAGAUUCAAGCAUAGUCAUACAUUGGUUGUCAAAGUGUCCAUCUGGCUUAAAGGCGUUUGUUGGUAAUCGUGUUGCCGAAGCCCAAGAAUGUACAAAGGGAGCGCAAUGGAAGCAUGUACGUACGAAUGAUAACCCUGCUGAUUUAGCCUCGCGAGGCUUAUUUGCGAGUGAGUUAGUUGGAAAUUCGCUUUGGUUCCAUGGACCGCACUGGUUGUCGAAACCACAUUCAGAUUGGCCAGUUGGCAGUUUUACCAUUGAUCAACGUGUUAAAGAGGCUACAGUAGCUGAGUCAAGAGCAGUUCAGGCAUGUGCUAUUAUUCGAGUUGAAACUGUGCCGCGAAUUGAAGUUACAGUAAAUGAUGUAACAACAGAAAUGUUGUUGGAUCAUUGUAGUUCGAUGAUGAGGUUGGUUCGUGUUACUGCUAGAGUUUUGGCUUUCAUAAGAAAGAUAAGAACCAAAGAGAAAGUCUGUUCAACGUUCAUUGCCCAUGCCGAUUACUUGGAGGCUCAAGCAAUUUGGAUCAAAUAUCAUCAACAAAAAUAUUUCGCCGGAGAUAUUGAGCUACUCAAAAAUGGUAAAAGUUUAUCGCGUGAUUCAAUAAUAGUGAAGAUGUCACCUUUGUGA
This is a messenger RNA of Contarinia nasturtii (swede midge), 2223 nucleotides long. RefSeq lists its product as uncharacterized. The record is from RefSeq and is a predicted model, not a curated record. Bases 1 to 2223 code for a protein of 740 amino acids. Lineage: Eukaryota; Metazoa; Arthropoda; Insecta; Diptera; Cecidomyiidae. The transcript has a single exon.